Messenger RNA from Leptinotarsa decemlineata (Colorado potato beetle), 1433 nucleotides. Its product is annotated as facilitated trehalose transporter Tret1. Gene Ontology annotation, cellular component: membrane. Gene Ontology annotation, molecular function: transmembrane transporter activity. Gene Ontology annotation, biological process: transmembrane transport. NCBI's taxonomy places the organism in Eukaryota, Metazoa, Arthropoda, Insecta, Coleoptera, Chrysomelidae. The record is from RefSeq and is a predicted model, not a curated record.
GCACAAUGUCGGUGAUAAGCUUCGGCAUGAACGGAAGCUGGACUUCCCCUUACGUCCCUCAACUGCUGUCCGACACAUCAAAGAUACCCAUGAACAGCGACGAAGCCGCCUGGUGCGCCAUAGCCCAUCUUUGUGGUUGCCCGUUUGGGGCGCUGGCAGCUGCCUACCUCACAGACAGGAUAGGUCGGAAGUACACCUUGCUGAGUAUGGCGCCGAUGGUAUUCUUCUCCCAGAUCGGCAUAGGGUACGUUACCAACGUCUGGCACCUCUUCGUACUCAAGAUGAUCAUCGGAGUCGCUGAUGGAGGGUGUUUCACAGUAGUGCCUAUGUACAUCGGAGAGAUUUCCUCUCCCGACAUAAGGGGCUUCCUGUCGUCGCUGGUUUGCCUGUUUUACAUCCUUGGGGUACUACUGAUGAACGCUUUAGGCUUCUACUGCAGCAUUCUUACCUCUAGCAUCAUCAGCGCUUCAAUCCCUGCCGCGCACUUCUUAGGAUUCGUUUUCAUGCCAGAGUCUCCCUACUACUACAUCAAGGUGAAGAAGUAUUAUCAAGCGGAGAGGUCUCUUAUGAUUUUAAGAGGCGAAUCUAAUGUCGCCAAGGAAGUUGAGGUGCUAAAACAGGCAGUGAGAAUGCAGGAAGAAAUGGUGGAGCGCCCGAAGUUCACUGAUCUCUUCACCGUUCCCAGCAACAGAAAAGCGGCUUUUAUUUUCGUUAUCCUUUGUACAGCGAACAAGGCAAGCGCCAAGGCUCCUUUAAUGUCCUACACCAGAUAUAUUUUCGAGGAAACGGGGAGUAGCAUAAGCCCCGCCUUUUCAACCAUACUUUAUUGCCUCGUCGAACUCCUAGUUGUUAUGUUCACUACCUACUUCAUCAUCGACCGGUUUGGAAAGAGGUUCUUGGCCAUCAUCUCUUCAGUUGGCUGCAGUGUCACGCUCUUCAUCAUGGGCUUGUAUUUCUACCUGAAGGACUAUCACAGUGACGUCAUUCAGCAGCUGAACUGGCUACCAUUAACAAAUUUGAUCGUCAACAACGUCCUGUUCAGCAUAGGAAUAAGCUUCACGCACAUGUGUUAUUUGAGUGAACUAUUUCCAACGAACGUCAAGGCCAAUGCGCUCUGUUUCGCCGAAAUUUUGGCGGUUGCACAAUCGGCAGUAACGACCAAGGGGUUUCAGAUGUUGAACGAUAGGUGCGGGACCCUGUCGAUAUCCUUUUUUAGUGCCGCUGUCAUUGGUUGUAUCGUGCUAGUUUUUAUCGUCAAGUACGUUCCGGAAACUAAGGGGAAGACUUUGGAAGAAAUUCAGUUGUUUUUGAUGGAGAAGGAAGAUAUUAAACUGGGGAGUGGAGAAAGUUUAAGGCAGUUGGGAGAGUGAUACAUUUAUUAUUAGUUCAACGUUAAUUUAUUGAUGUGUGUAAAUAAAAAUGUUUAUUGUUUA